AUGUCAUUGCCAUCAUCGCCGGCUCUUUUCCAUACACCGAAGGCGAGUUUGAAUUGGAAAAAUGGAAUAAAUGGAAAGAAAGGAUUUGAAGCUAACAUCGAUGAUGAUUGUACAGAUGAUUGUACAAUUCUACCGAUGACACUUAGCUGCACCGAUUUGGUCAUCACUCCCGAGCUAAACGAGAAACCACCUUCAUCACAAAACAAAGUCUUUCUGGUCCCGAAACAUCGCAUUUCUCCAAUCAAGAACACGAAUCUCAUGGCUGGUUGGGGGAACUCGGCCAGCUCGCCUGCACUCGAUAAAAUCGACGACAACUUUAUUUUCGACUUUCGACCCCUUUUCACCAAGGGGAAAACGCCCGAUCAGAAGAGAUUUCAGCGAAACGAACAACAAAAAGCAAUGCCAGCAAUGCCAAUUCGACCAUCACUUGGAUCACUUGGCGCAAUCAGUGGAAAUGGGAACUCUGUUUUACACUCACAACACACAGUGCCAUCAUUCAACUCACAAACGCCGCCUUCUGUUCAAGCACCGAAAGAAAUCGUUUAUGUCACCAAAGAGAAAGAUCAG
Messenger RNA from Mesorhabditis belari, 567 nucleotides. NCBI's taxonomy places the organism in Eukaryota, Metazoa, Nematoda, Chromadorea, Rhabditida, Rhabditidae. The record is from the annotation of a GenBank genome assembly.